CGUUUGCUUUUUGCCUUUUUGUUUCCCGAUUCCCACUCGCGACUUUUUUUUUCUUCUUUUUUUCUGUGUCGCUGGAAGUAAAAUCUGGAUCGGAGGUGAAGAAUAAGAACAACAAGAAGAAAGAAGCUUAAAAAUCUGACGGUUUCGUCCAUUAGAACAUGUCGGCGCUGUUCAAUUUCCAUUCGUUUCUGACGGUGGUAUUAUUGGUGAUCUGCACUUGCACUUUCUUAAAGAUGCAGUUUCCUACCAUUCUUGAACAAAAAACUGGAUUUCGGGGAUUCUUCUGGAAGGCUGCUAGAAUAGGAGAGCGCUUAAGUCCGUGGGUGGCUGUUGGAUGCUUCACAAUGGGUGUCUCCAUCAUAUUUUUCUGAGUGAUAUCUCCCAAGUGUUACGUAUCAACAGUGAUUUCUUCAUAGGUUGCUAUUUGUUUGGUAGAAUUUUCCUUGAAACUAUCUUUUAAUAGAAAAUAUGCCUCUCUUAUACUUUAUUUGUAUGUGUAGUUAUUUACAUGUGUAUCUUUGGAGGACACGAGAAACCUAUGCUAUCUAUCUAUUUUAUUGACACAAUUUUCGUAAUUAA
Erigeron canadensis is the source of this 579-nucleotide messenger RNA. Its product is annotated as protein kish. The transcript has 4 exons. NCBI's taxonomy places the organism in Eukaryota, Viridiplantae, Streptophyta, Magnoliopsida, Asterales, Asteraceae. The coding region runs from base 159 to 371 and encodes 70 amino acids. Gene Ontology annotation, biological process: protein secretion; intracellular transport. The record is from RefSeq and is a predicted model, not a curated record.